Molecule: messenger RNA, 240 nt
Organism: Mesorhabditis belari
Lineage: Eukaryota; Metazoa; Nematoda; Chromadorea; Rhabditida; Rhabditidae
Source: the annotation of a GenBank genome assembly
AUGCUACAAUCAGACAUUGACCCAACAGCUCCCUACAUUGGGAUUGAAAGAAAGAAGAAUGGAAAUUGGACGUAUGCUGAUGGAACGCCGCUUGUCUAUAAGAAUUGGGGUCCCAAUGAGCCAAGCACGGCAAGCAACUCGAGUGUUUGUGCGAUCAUGAGCCCGGACACUGGAAAGUGGUUCUCCGCCGAAUGCACCUUCGCUCGACCGUUUCUGUGUUCGAUCGAUGGAGAUGGUAAA